Messenger RNA from Oryctolagus cuniculus (rabbit), 6748 nucleotides. RefSeq names its product dedicator of cytokinesis 1 (gene DOCK1). The record is from RefSeq and is a predicted model, not a curated record. Gene Ontology annotation, cellular component: plasma membrane; cytoplasm. NCBI's taxonomy places the organism in Eukaryota, Metazoa, Chordata, Mammalia, Lagomorpha, Leporidae. Gene Ontology annotation, molecular function: guanyl-nucleotide exchange factor activity; small GTPase binding. Gene Ontology annotation, biological process: cell migration; small GTPase-mediated signal transduction; myoblast fusion.
CCCACAUGACGCCGCCUCCGCCGCAAACUUUUUCCUCCCCAUCCUGUCGCGGCUCGGAAGGAAUGGAAAAUGGCGGCCUAGGCGCGGAGUUUCCUGCCCGACCGGCGGCUCUCGCGGCGGCGCCAUGACGCGCUGGGUCCCCACCAAGAGGGAGGAGAAGUACGGCGUGGCUUUUUACAACUACGAUGCCAGGGGAGCAGAUGAACUUUCUCUGCAAAUAGGAGACACCGUGCACAUCUUGGAGACUUAUGAAGGGUGGUACAGAGGUUACACCUUGAGGAGGAAGUCUAAGAAGGGUAUAUUUCCUGCUUCGUAUAUUCAUCUUAAAGAAGCGAUAGUUGAAGGAAAAGGGCAACAUGAGACGGUCAUCCCGGGAGACCUCCCCCUCAUUCAGGAAGUCACCACGACGCUCCGCGAGUGGUCCACCAUCUGGAGGCAGCUCUAUGUGCAAGAUAACAGGGAGAUGUUUCGAAGUGUGCGACACAUGAUCUAUGACCUCAUCGAGUGGCGAUCCCAGAUUCUUUCCGGAACUCUGCCCCAGGACGAGCUCAAAGAACUCAAGAAGAAGGUCACGGCCAAAAUUGAUUAUGGAAACAGAAUUCUUGAUUUGGACCUGGUGGUGAGAGACGAAGAUGGAAACAUUUUGGAUCCAGAACUGACCAGCACGAUCAGUCUCUUCAGAGCUCACGAAGUUGCUUCGAAGCAAGUGGAGGAACGGUUGCAAGAAGAGAAGUCUCAGAAGCAGAACCUGGAUAUUACCAGACAAGCCAAGUUUGCUGCCACCCCUUCUCUGGCCUUGUUUGUCAACCUGAAAAACGUGGUCUGUAAAAUAGGAGAAGAUGCAGAAGUCCUCAUGUCUCUUUAUGACCCUGUGGAGUCCAAGUUCAUCAGUGAAAACUACCUGGUUCGCUGGUCAAGCUCGGGCUUACCCAAGGAUAUAGACAGAUUGCAUAACCUGCGAGCUGUUUUUACCGAUCUCGGGAGCAAAGACCUGAAGAGGGAGAAGAUCAGUUUCGUGUGUCAGAUUGUCCGCGUGGGCCGCAUGGAACUGAGGGACAACAACACGCGGAAGCUGACCUCGGGCCUGCGGCGGCCGUUCGGCGUGGCCGUGAUGGACGUAACAGACAUCAUAAAUGGAAAAGUCGAUGACGAAGACAAGCAGCACUUCAUCCCCUUCCAGCCGCUCGCGUUGGACGACGCCAUCCGCCACAAGCCGCUGAACAUGUCAUCCCGUUUUUCACCCAGGGUGGCGGGGGAGAAUGACUUCCUUCAGACUGUAAUAAACAAAGUCAUCGCUGCCAAAGAAGUCAACCACAAGGGGCAGGGUUUGUGGGUAACACUGAAGUUGCUUCCUGGCGACGUCCAUCAGAUUCGCAAGGAGUUUCCUCAUCUAGUGGACAGGACCACGGCCGUGGCUCGCAAAACGGGGUUCCCGGAGAUCAUCAUGCCUGGUGAUGUCCGGAAUGAUAUCUAUGUGACGCUAGUCCAGGGAGACUUUGAUAAAGGAAGCAAGACGACGGCAAAGAACGUCGAGGUCACAGUGUCUGUGUACGAUGAGGACGGGAAGCGACUGGAGCACGUGAUCUUCCCCGGGGCCGGCGAUGAAGCGAUUUCAGAGUACAAGUCCGUGAUUUACUACCAAGUGAAGCAGCCACGCUGGUUUGAGACCGUUAAGGUGGCCAUCCCCAUCGAGGACGUGAACCGCAGCCACCUCCGCUUCACCUUCCGCCACAGGUCUUCGCAGGACUCCAAGGAUAAAUCCGAGAAGAUCUUCGCCCUGGCGUUUGUGAAACUCAUGCGGUAUGACGGAACCACGCUGAGAGACGGGGAGCACGACCUCAUCGUCUACAAGGCCGAGGCCAAGAAACUGGAAGAUGCUGCAACCUACUUGAGUCUGCCCUCCACGAAAGCAGAGUUGGAAGAGAAGGGCCACGCGGUCACGGGCAAGAGCCUGCAGAGCCUCGGCAGCUGCACCAUCAGCAAGGACUCCUUCCAGAUCUCCACCCUGGUGUGCUCAACCAAGCUGACGCAGAACGUGGACCUCCUGGGGCUUCUGAAGUGGCGUUCGAACACCAGCCUGCUGCAGCAGAACCUGAGGCAGCUGAUGAAAGUCGACGGUGGUGAAGUGGUCAAGUUCCUGCAGGACACCCUGGAUGCCCUGUUCAACAUCAUGAUGGAGAACUCGGAGAGCGAGACUUUUGAUACGCUCGUGUUUGAUGCGCUGGUCUUCAUCAUUGGACUCAUUGCUGAUAGAAAAUUUCAGCAUUUUAAUCCGGUUUUGGAAACCUACAUCAAGAAGCAUUUUAGUGCCACAUUAGCCUACACGAAGCUGACAAAAGUGUUGAGGAACUACGUGGACAAUGCAGAGAAGCCAGGAAUCAACGACCAGCUGUACAAAGCUAUGAAAGCUUUAGAGUACAUCUUCAAGUUCAUCGUGCGCUCACGGAUCCUGUUCAACCAACUCUAUGAGAACAAGGGAGAGGCCGACUUCGUGGAGUCCCUGCUGCAGCUGUUCCGGUCCAUCAACGACAUGAUGAGCAGCUUGUCGGACCAGACGGUCAGGGUGAAGGGGGCAGCAUUGAAAUACUUGCCGACGAUCGUCAAUGAUGUGAAAUUGGUGUUUGAUCCCAAAGAGCUCAGCAAAAUGUUCACGGAAUUCAUCCUGAACGUCCCCGUGGGCCUGCUGACCUUCCGGAAGCUCUGCUGCCUGAUCGAGAUCGUGCACACCGACCUCUUCACCCAGCACGACUGCAGGGAGAUCCUGCUCCCCAUGAUGACCGAUCAGCUCAAGCGCCACCUGGAGAGACAGGAAGACCUGGAGGCCUGCUGCCAGCUGCUGAGCGACAUCCUGGAGGUGCUGUACCGCGAGGACGUGGGGCCGACCCAGAGGCACGUGCAGAUCAUCAUGGAGAAGCUGCUGCGGACGGUGAACCGGACGGUCAUCUCCAUGGGGCGGGAUUCCGAGCUCAUCGGAAACUUCGUGGCCUGCAUGACGGCGAUUUUACGACAGAUGGAAGAUUACCACUAUGCCCACUUGAUCAAGACUUUUGGGAAAAUGAGGACUGAUGUGGUGGAUUUCCUGAUGGAGACAUUCAUCAUGUUUAAGAACCUCAUUGGGAAGAACGUCUACCCUUUCGACUGGGUGAUCAUGAAUAUGAUGCAGAAUAAGGUCUUCCUGCGUGCAAUUAAUCAGUAUGCAGAUAUGCUGAACAAAAAAUUUCUGGAUCAAGCCAACUUUGAGCUACAGCUGUGGAACAACUACUUCCACCUGGCUGUUGCUUUCCUUACGCAAGAAUCCUUGCAGCUGGAGAACUUUUCAAGUGCCAAGAGAGCCAAGAUCCUUAACAAGUAUGGAGACAUGAGGCGGCAGAUCGGCUUUGAGAUCAGAGACAUGUGGUACAACCUUGGUCAGCACAAGAUAAAGUUCAUUCCCGAAAUGGUCGGCCCCAUCCUGGAAAUGACCUUGAUCCCCGAGACGGAGCUGCGCAGAGCCACCAUCCCCAUCUUCUUUGACAUGAUGCAGUGCGAGUUCCACUCCACGCGGAGCUUCCAAGUGUUUGAGAAUGAGAUCAUCACCAAGCUGGAUCAUGAAGUGGAAGGAGGCAGAGGAGACGAGCAGUACAAAGUGCUGUUUGAUAAAAUCCUCCUGGAGCACUGCAGGAAGCAUAAAUACCUGGCCAAGAGCGGCGAGGUGUUCGUCAGGCUCGUGGUGCGCCUGAUGGAGCGGCUUCUGGACUACAGGACCAUCAUGCACGACGAGAACAAGGAGAACCGCAUGAGCUGCACCGUCAACGUGCUGAACUUCUACAAGGAAAUUGAAAGAGAAGAAAUGUACAUAAGGUACCUGUACAAGCUCUGUGACCUGCACAAAGAGUGUGACAACUACACCGAAGCCGCGUACACCCUGCUUCUCCACGCAAAGCUGCUUAAGUGGUCGGAGGACGUAUGUGCGGCCCACCUCACGCAGCGGGACGGGUACCAGGCCACGACGCAGGGGCAGCUGAAAGAGCAGCUCUACCAGGAGAUCAUCCACUACUUCGACAAAGGCAAGAUGUGGGAAGAGGCCAUUGCCUUGGGCAAGGAGCUGGCGGAGCAGUACGAAACCGAGAUGUUUGAUUACGAACAGCUCAGCGAGUUGCUGAAAAAGCAGGCUCAGUUUUACGAAAACAUCGUCAAGGUGAUAAGACCCAAGCCUGAUUACUUUGCCGUUGGCUACUACGGGCAGGGCUUCCCCACGUUCCUUCGGGGAAAAGUCUUCAUUUACCGAGGGAAAGAGUACGAACGCCGGGAGGACUUCGAAGCACGGCUGCUGACUCAGUUUCCAAACGCCGAGAAGAUGAAGACGACGUCUCCCCCCGGCGACGACAUCAAAAACUCCCCCGGACAGCACAUUCAGUGCUUCACGGUGAAGCCCAAGCUCGACCUGCCCCUGAAAUUUCACAGGCCCGUGUCCGAGCAGAUCGUCAGCUUUUACAGGGUGAAUGAGGUCCAGCGAUUCGAGUAUUCUCGGCCCAUCCGGAAGGGAGAGAAAAACCCAGACAACGAAUUCGCGAACAUGUGGAUCGAGAGGACCAUCUACACAACCGCCUAUAAACUGCCUGGAAUUUUACGCUGGUUUGAGGUCAAAUCCGUUUUCAUGGUGGAAAUCAGCCCCCUGGAGAAUGCCAUCGAAACCAUGCAGCUGACCAACGACAAGAUCAACAGCAUGGUGCAGCAGCACCUGGACGACCCCAGCCUGCCCAUCAACCCCCUGUCCAUGCUCCUGAACGGCAUCGUGGACCCCGCCGUCAUGGGGGGCUUUGCAAACUAUGAGAAGGCCUUCUUCACCGAGCGGUACCUGCAGGAGCACGCCGAGGCCCAUGAACAGAUCGAGAAGCUCAAGGACCUGAUUGCCUGGCAGAUUCCAUUUUUGGCCGAAGGGAUCAGGAUCCAUGGAGACAAAGUGACGGAAGCACUGAGGCCAUUCCACGAGCGAAUGGAAGCCUGUUUCAAACAGCUGAAGGAGAAAGUGGAAAAGCAAUAUGGCGUUCGAACCAUGCCCUCAAGUCUGGAUGAGAGAAGAGGCAGCCGCCCCCGGUCCAUGGUGCGGUCCUUCACCAUGCCUUCGACGUCCCGGCCUCUGUCCGUGGCUUCCGUCUCUUCCCUGUCGUCAGACAGCACCCCGUCCAGGCCGGGCUCCGAUGGGUUCGCCCUGGAGCCUCUCCUGCCGAAGAAGAUGCACUCGCGCUCCCAGGACAAGCUGGACAAGGACGACGGGGACAAGGAGAGGAAGGACAAGAAGAAGGAAAAGAGGAACAGCAGGCACCAGGAGACCCUGGAGAAGGACUUCAGGCCUGCCGACGCCUGCCCCCCGCAGUCCGAGGCCGUGAUCCUCUCAGAAACGAUAAGUCCCCUGCGGCCCCAGAGACCCAAGAGCCAGGUCCUCAGCGUCGUCGGGAGCGAGCGGCGCUUCUCCGUGUCCCCGUCAUCCUCGCCCGCCCAGCAGACGCCCCCUCCGGUCACACCGAGGGCCAAGCUCAGCUUCAGCUUGCAGUCCAGUGUGGAGCUGAAUGGCAUGACCACGGUGGACCUGGCUGAUGUCCCGCCCCCUCUGCCCCUCAAAGGCAGCAUGGCAGAUUACGGGAACCUGAUGGAAAACCAGGAUUCAGUGGGCUCGGCGACGCCUCCGCCCCCUCCUCCGCAUCAGAGGCAUCUGCCACCCCCGCUGCCCAGCAAAACCCCUCCCCCGCCCCCUCCCAAGACCACGCGCAAGCAGACGUCGGUGGACUCCGGGAUUGUGCAGUGAGGGCAGCAGUCUCAGAAGAGCCAGCGGCUGCCUCUCGUCCGCCUGAGCUCCUCCUCGCUGGGCUGUGCUGACCUCGAGCGCCAUUGCAUCCCUGGGCAUCGCGGAGCAAGGCGGGUGUGGGUCCCGGAUGUCUGCUGGGUUGGGGUCCUUUGUUUUCGUGCCAGAUGGGUUGCCUUAGCAAAGAGCCCGACUGCGGUGAGUCGUGGGUGGUGAGGUUGGGACGUCCCUGCGUCACUCCCUGUGUGGUGAUGCUGCCUAGGCACCCUCAGUUCUCUCUGCAGGCCCGGACCCGGCUUGCCCUGGCGGCACCUGCGGUCCCUGUCCUUGUGACUUUCUGUUGGCCGAGUCUGUCUUUAACCCACAUCAGCCAGUCACAUGCCAUGCUCCCAGGGAAGCUCCUCCUUCCUCUGAUGUCAUUCCAACAGGUCACGUCUCUGCUCCUGAACAGUGACUAACUCGUGGGGCGGGAACACCGCUGGGACCCGGAGCACACGGGGAAGUGCGUGUGGGUAGAGGAGGGUCUGAGCGCUGCACGAGGCAAUUCCCGUGGGGUCUUCUGUGUCCCUUCCUGUACAGAGUGUGUGUAUAUGGUGGUCCUUAGAACUUGUUCUCAUGUUGUGGUCCUCUCGGAUAGAAAAGGCAUCUGCAAAUCAUUCCCAAUAUGUGUUCUCAGCUUUUAACUGCUGGAAAUGUAAAAAAAACAAAAGCAAACAGACUAACCAAAAAAAUAAGUAAAUAAAUAAUGAUAAUAAUAAAAAACCCACACAAUGAAAUUGGUUUUUCAGAGCUCCUACGUUCUGAAAGUAUUGGUGGACAAUGAUUUUUUUAAAAAAACUAACUUUGUGCAUCCUAAUAUUUUUAUUCUAUCAUCUAUAUUUUUUUAUUCGCUAUAAUCAUGAUAUUCUUCUAGUAGUCUCAAAUGUUAAUCAUUGACAAUGGAAAAUAAAGGGUUAUUUAAAAAGA